Molecule: messenger RNA, 852 nt
Organism: Sphenostylis stenocarpa
Lineage: Eukaryota; Viridiplantae; Streptophyta; Magnoliopsida; Fabales; Fabaceae
Source: the annotation of a GenBank genome assembly
AUGUAUGAAUAUGAUGAAAACCUACCAAAUAGCCAAAUGAUGAUGAUGUCAUCUUUAGCAGCAGCAUCUCCUCCAACACUACCCUACAUCCAGCAUCCUGUUUCCAAAUUAGACACCCUAGCUGGCAUCGCAAUCAAGUAUGGGGUUGAGGUUGCGGACAUAAGAAAGGUAAAUGGGCUUGUGACUGACAGGCAGAUGUUUGCUCUUAACACUCUUCACAUUCCACUAAAUGGAAAGCACCCUCCACCCAUCACUACAGGCUUCAGACAUGAUAACACAGAGCACAGUCCAGCGGAUAAUGAAUGCUGUGAACUGUUUGAAUCAUUCCAGCCUCUGAGAUGGAAGUCCUCUGAGAGGAAGCACUCCCCAGUCAUGCGCUCUUUACAAAGUCCCUAUGGAGCUAAACCAAAAAUGAAGAAAUCCUCAUCUGAAAUCUUCAUGGUGGAGUACGAAAAAAGGUCUUUAAAAUGUUCAGAAAAUGGUCCAUCUUACCGGAACUCACCAUUGUCCAGUAAAAGUAGUUGUCACCAAAAAUCUUAUAGUUUGGCCACUGAUAUUAUGGAGAGGUCAGAUAGCAUGACAGGUAUAGAAGCAAGGAAAAAAGAGCCUGAUAAAAGGCAUGGUACACUUAUCCGGAGGAAUCAUAAAUCUGAAGCUAACCUUCAGCGUAUUCCAGAGUUGCUCUUGAAGUAUGAUAGUAGUAGCAAUGGUGGGUUUUCAACAAGAUCAGCAAAUGGCCUAGCUCAGAGGCAGAAAUCUUCUAGUCGAUUAGCUCUGACGCCUUAUUCCAAACAGGAAGUAUUAUUCAUAACUAGUGUGAGCCGCAGAAUUAAUCAACUGAAGUUAGACUAG